AUGGUGUCACCUCUCUGGAAAGCCUGCUUCGACGGCGACAUCGAAAAGGUCAAUGAGCUGCUGCGGGAGCCAUCCAUUGACAUCGAGCUCAAAGACCAUACAGGCGUCACUCCUCUCAUUGUUGCCGUUCGUAAUGGUCACUAUGACGUGGUCAAAGCUCUGCUGGAAAGAGGCGCAGACCCUCUCAAUGGCUCGAGCCAAGCCAGACCCGACCAGUACACGUCAGAUCCUGCCAUUCUGGACCUUCUUAACUACGCCCAAAAUAAAGUGACACCAAACGGCGUCGCCACCCACGAGGUUGCUUAUAGUCAAGACGCGAGUCAUGAUGCCGACAAAGCCUAUUAUCCUUCUCCUCCCCCGUCUGGUCCCUAUUCUUACUAUCCUACGAUUAAUCCAGCCCUCUCCGCCGUGGGUGAGGGUGGUGUCUACUACCCUCCAGCUCCACCCCAGUCAGCCGGUGAGAUGGCCUCCGUCAAUAAUAUAGGCAACCUUCCACCGCCAGAAAUUGCAAGGUUGAUUCCUUGCAGAUAUUUUCCUGCUUGCCGUUAUGGUGUGCAAUGUCUUUUUGCUCAUCCACAACCCACGUAUUACCAAGGGUCUGUGCCUCCCUCAAUCCCGUAUCCGGGCUAUGAUCCGAUGGGUGCUCCUUACGCCCCACCGUACUACCCUGUAGCCCAAUCAUACCAUCAACAAAACGGUGUGCAUCCCAUGUCUCCCGUUUCUCCCCCUCCCUCUGGUCCCCACAUGAUGCAUAGUAGGUCAGCUUCCGAGGUUUUAUCACCCUCACAGGCCCAUUUUAGUCCCAAUGGCUUAACGCCAUCCGUACCUUACGGCUCACUCCCACCAUCUGGCUACCCUCACACGCCUAUCCCCAUGUCACUUCCCCCACCACCCCAUCUGCAUCACCAGUCACAUCCACCCCCUGCACCUCAGUCUCCUCCCAAUAUGUAUCAUAACCCCUCAGCUGCCCCUCCUUUUGUUGUACAUCAAGAUGCCCCUGGUCAGUAUUCACAGUUACCAAAUCCUGUGAACUACCAAGACAUAGAUGGCACCAUAAAAUCACCGCCAAGCAAUGGUCAAACAGACACAUAUCCACCACAACCUGUGCAUCGGGAUGGUGUUGGCCAUCAUCGUCGGGGCACAGGUGCUCGUCGAGGUACCUUUGCCAGUCGGAAACCCCCGUGCUCGUUCUUCCCCUCUGGACGAUGCAAGAACGGGGAUGAUUGUCGGUUCCCUCAUCUGAUGCCUGAUAACUCGGGUCCACAUCAUCACAAUUCCUAUUUCGCUGGCAGGGGUGCUGCAUCCCGAUCCCGUGGGAGUAUCAAUGGUGUUGCCACCGUUGCAGAAAAGCUGGAAGGUCUGACGUUCCGAAAUGAUUCAUCUCAUACUAGCGUGAGCGACGGAUCAAGUGAUCCUGUAUCCCGCCCAAAAUUCCAACAGGGCGUUAAGCAUCACAAUGUGGGCAUUAAUAAUGCCCAUGGUAACAAAAAAUUUGCAUAUGUGAAGCCGCAGCGCGUUCCCAACGCUGACGAAUUCCCUGUGCUUGCGGGGUCCACAACACCUCCCUCUCGUGGCUCAGGACACCAUUCUAAUGGAACCGGGCACUCCGGCCCCACGGCAGCUCAAGUCUUGCAGGCUCCUCCUCCGGCACGCAAAGAGGGUAGCAAGGAGUCGAGCACUCGAGGUGCAACGCCGGAUCCCGUUCCCGUGAAGGGCAAGCCGGAAGUAAAUGGUUCUUCCAAUCAGCCUGUUGUUGCAUCGGAGCCCUCUGCCCAUAAGCUCCCCCUCUCUUUCGCGGCAAUCACAACUGCUGCGGCAGAGGGCCCUAAGGAAGUGUCCGUUCCUGCGUAA
Molecule: messenger RNA, 1851 nt
Organism: Laccaria bicolor S238N-H82
Lineage: Eukaryota; Fungi; Basidiomycota; Agaricomycetes; Agaricales; Hydnangiaceae
Exons: 6
Coding region: 1-1851 (616 amino acids)
Molecular function (GO): protein binding; metal ion binding
Source: RefSeq, a predicted model, not a curated record